Molecule: messenger RNA, 5203 nt
Organism: Microplitis demolitor
Lineage: Eukaryota; Metazoa; Arthropoda; Insecta; Hymenoptera; Braconidae
Product: transcription factor mef2A
Exons: 10
Coding region: 1541-4582 (1013 amino acids)
Molecular function (GO): protein binding
Source: RefSeq, a predicted model, not a curated record
AAUUAGUACACAAAAAAAGGAUUUCUUUAUGAAAAUUUUUAUUUCUUAAGGCGAGAAAAUUUUUUAUUUUCAUUUCAUACUGCGAAUAUUUUUUCCGCCAAAAAAGUCUUUUUUUUCUGCGUACACCGAAAUAUAAAAUAACUAUUGGAAUUUUAUUUUAUUUUAUUUUAUUACAAAAAAGCGCGAAAAUUUAAAGAGUUCACUCAAAAUCAUUUUCUUACCGAAAAAUUCUGAGCUCAAUUCAAAAUUUGUUAUUUUUUUGUAGUGUAAAUAAUUCAAUUUUUUAUUAAUGACAUGCGGAUGAUUAUCUGAUGAAUUUUCAUUGUUAAUUGUGAGUAAAACUGGGUCUGAAUGAAUCAUUACUCUUCCAUUUCUACAUAGUGUUCAUUUAUGGAGUAAUUUCGAGUAACUUUUGAAUAAAAAAUAAAAUAAAAGGAACCAGUUUUUAUUUUGUUUUUGGCUCAGGUUUACUCUAAAUCGUAGUGUAAAUUUUAUCAAAAAAUUAUCUUCAUAUACCGAAGAAAAUAUAAUUUUUCAAGUCAUUCUUUUUAUUAGCGUAAUUACCCGAAAAGUAUUUCUUUUUUUACAAAUUCCUAUACUAAGCCCAGUAAAUAUAAUUUCCACAAGAUUACUGAUGGAAAUCUCUCAUGUUACAUAUGUCCUUUUAAUCCUAGAGUACGUAGCCAGUGAACUGGAUCACGAACUACUCAAACAGUUCUCAGUGUUUAGAUUACACGGACUGAGCUACAGAUUACAGUAUAAAGGUUUAGAUCGGAAACUCCAUUCUCUCUUUUUUUUAUUGUGAGGCAUUGUAUGAACAUAUACAUAUACAUAUUCAUAUUCAUAUUCAUAUAGAUGUAGGCAUAGAUAUACACAAAUAGGUAGACAUAGAUGUAAUAGAGCCAGGGUGUGUGUAUUCUAAAGACCAUGUAUAGCUGAGCUCGUAUCCUGAGAGUGGGACGAGUCAACACUCUCGAUCCUUUUCCUCAACUUUACUCCAUCAUCAUGUCUUCGUAUGUUGGUUGAGUCUUUCUUUCUCUUCAGUACUUCACUUACUCCUUCUCUUCCACCUGGCAUUUUGUAGCCAUCCGGAUAACCUGUUCGAUGCUCAGCGUCAGUCGCGGGAACGCCGGAUUUACCUGCGAUACAUUCAGACCUAUCCCUUUAUUACUCCAUCAAUACCUCUUAUUUAUUAUCAUUAUUAUUAAUAGUAGCCAUUGUCUAAUUUUUUAAUCACUCAUGAACACAACAAGUGAACUAAUUAAGUGGUUGCUUUAAUUUCAAUUAAUGACAAUGAUUUAUUUUAAAUAAUCGCCAGUAAUUAAUAAAUAUCAGUGUCGGUGGUGAAGUAUUAAUUAUAUAGAACAAUAAUUAAGUGAGUCAUUAAUUAAAGGAUUGAAAAAAAAAAUCAGAUGAAGAAACAGUUUAUAAGACGAUUUCGUCAUCGAAAUCGGUGUCGAGGAGUAUAAAUAAUCAAGGAAGAAAUAAUAAUAGUGACUGCAGUGCAGUCUUACAAGUUGAAUUAGGAUUUCAACACAGAAUGCCACCUCUCUAUGGGGAGGAACAGACUCCCAAUCAAAACCAGCAAAGUCUUCAAACUCACAGCAAUAAAUUUCCGAUUGAACGAGAAGUAGUUUUGAGUUCCGUUGACAAAAACACAAAGAUACCGAUUUUACAUGAGUACAACAAAAGAAGCGGACUAAGUCGCGCGAUAGCUCCCGACGCCCCGGUCAAACAGCAGGCCUGGGUUCAGGAGGGUAACCAAGUAGAUCACCGACAGGAUCAUGUGCAAAAUUUUCAAACCCAGGACAUUUAUACGUCAACACCAACAGGAGCAGUACCACGAAUAACAAAAUCAGAAGACGACCGUACAAAAUCACUUUCACGAACAUAUCAUACGAUCAAGGACAUGAUUUCUAGUCGUUUCGGUCCCUCGAGAAAAGACAUUGAACCAGACGUUGAAGUGAGUCUCAAUAAUGUGACAGAAGAAAUUAGAAAAUCAAAUAAAAGUAUCGACGAGGAGGAGAGUAAAAAAAAAGAAAGUAUCUACAGCAAAUCAUCACGAUCGCAAGACCCAUCUAUGAAGAUGCAACACUUUCAGCCAAAUAAUGCCUACAAUGCUCAAUCAUACAACUCAUAUUACCAAAGUUCCCAGAACGGUAUUAUGCAAUCGGGACAGCUUUCGAACGCGCAAUUACACCCAAGUCUUCCAGGGCAGUCUGCCCAGCUGCAUGUCAGCCACAUAACACCUCCAGGCGGUGUCCAAACCGUUCAUCAGACACAAGUCUCUGCUUACAAUCCCCCGGUACCUGGUACGAGAAACGAUUACGUCGUUCAAGGCUCCAGUGGGAUACAGCAGCCUCAUCAGCUACAAAAUCCCCCUGUCGGGAAGCACGGACUGCCUAUGCAACCUGUGUCCGCAGCAGGACCUAAUCAUCAGAGCUACCAGAGUCCUCAGCAGCUGAUACAUCAGUCGCAGAUUCAUCAGAGUCCUAGAUUUUCUCAUCAGCACAUGCAGAAUAUGCACCAGAGACAGUUGAUCCAGCAACAGCAGCAGCAGCAGCAACAUAAUAUGGGAGCAGGUCAACAACCCAGUCCAAGAUCAACCGCUAGAGCCCAACAACAAUCACUAUUUCCUGCUGGUGUCUCUUAUCAACAGUAUCAGCAAGUCAGGCAGACUAUCUCGAGAUCUCAGAUUGAUUUACCGAGCACUUCUCGACAGGCUCUUGACGUAAGAAUUUUAGGGCAAGAAGUUUUUUAUCAUUACAAUAAAGGUAGACCUGGUUAUCAAGCUCCGCCACAGGUUUAUAUUAAACAAGAUAAUAAUAAUAAGGAGAGUAAUAACGAGCUGCGUUCAUCGAUGAUGGAGAAAGCCAUGUCUCAGCCCCACUUGUGUUACGAUGACAUAAAUAAUCAAGAUAUUGGAAAUAGUAACCCAGAUAAUACAUUGUCAUCAGAAAAGUACGAAAUUACCGUCGAGGGCAGAGGACAAGAGUUUGCUGAUGACAAAAAUGAUAAUGCCCAAAGAAGAGCCCAGAACGGGGACUUCAGACCUGACACGAGCUUCGGAAACCGCAGAGACGAUGUCAGGUGUUCGAAAAAAGAUUCUGAGAAAUUUAAUCAGGAACAGGAACUGAGUGCGAAUGAUAAGAACGAGCUGGGGCACAAUAAAGUUCAAGAGCAAGCAGUAAAACGCGAAGAUUUGUCUGAAAGUAAUGGGAAAGAUGGUAAAAAAAGCGCGCAGUUAAAACCAGAGGAACGAAAAUCUCCGGAGGAUAAAAAAACCUCCGAGUUGAAGAAGGAAGAUCUGGAAAACGGGAUGAUGAGGCUGAAAAUAAAUCAUAAUCAAGGCUCGGGCUCGGAUUAUGAUAAACCAGGUCAGAGUUCCAGCAACGUCGACUCGGGAAGAGGCUCUGCCGUUUAUUCGAGUGGUCGACGACCGCCGCCAGUCGAUCAAAAUAAUGGCCAAAACAGAGACUCGGAAUGGGUGGAUAUCGUGGAAUCUGAACUGCGUAGCAUUUUAGAACCGUCAAGAGACAUUCCGGCGAUGGCUCACUCUACUCUCUCGGAGAGCGUAUCUUCGGUGACGCCACCACUGCCACCACUUUCGCCUCACGGAAGUCCCCGGACUCCGAGAAAUCGAUACACGUCAAGUUUGCCGUAUGGAGCGAAACCCAAUUACACUGACUACGGAAAAAAUACCGAUAAGAGAAAUUUUCAGAGCAACAUCAAACAUCGCGGGGCUUCGACAUCAAAAAAAGACGCGGCUAAAAAAUUUUCCCACCUUUUCGGUGUAGAAGCAGCGGAUUUAACUUCGACGACAACUGGACUGGACUUAGACUCGAUGUUGGACAGAAGCGACUCGGAUCUGAGCACAAACGACGCGAGAACUAUCAGAAAACAACUUGAAGGCCUGGAAAACAUGUACAGCGAAGUUUUGAAACUGCUCGGCGGAAGUGUUAAAAAACGAAAGAAAGCACGAGGACUAACGAGCUACGGAUCGGUAUCUUCAUUACCAACCUCUUCGGUAUCUUCGAGGCCGAUCGCUCGGCACCACGACAAGAGGAGAUCGCAUGUAGUUGAUGAGAGGAUUAAAAAAGCCAAAGAUAUUAAGAGCGUAAACAAACGGUUUCAACGGCUUGAGUCCCACGUAGUUACCCUGGCACGUUCCGUAGCUCAUUUGUCGUCGGAAAUGCGCACUCAGCAUUUAAUGAUACAAGAAAUGGAAAAUAUUCGGGGCGAAAUAGCCGCGCUGAGGACUCAAACCAGUAUGGCGAUGGUCAGAUCUCAGUCUCAGCCGUUAAUUAAAGACGCCGAAUUGCCCGCACUCUCCAAUCCUUCGAGGGUUAAAAAGUUGACGAAAUUUUUUGGUACUGAGCCUCCACUUAUCCGGCUGUUUCUUAGAGAACUUGGUUAUGAGAAAUAUGCAGCUGCAUUCGAAAAAGAAAAAGUUGGAAUGGUCGAAUUACCGUAUCUGUGUGAAGAAAGACUUCAAAAAAUGGGCGUACCUUUAGGACCGAGACUGAGGAUUCUUCAAGAGGCUAGGAUAUCCGUUUGCAAAGAUCCUAUCUAUGUAGUAUAAUAUUUAUAACACGAGACAUUAUCGAAUGGCGAAUAAAAUAAUUUACCGAUAAAUUAUAAAUUUACCGUACUACCAAUAACUUCUUCAACGAUCUGUAAAUAAUUAUAAUUUUUUCCACUUAAAAGUAUAAAUUUGAUUGAUCAUAUAUCUGAUAUCUAAUUUCAAAACCUAGUACGAGACAAUUUUUCAUUAUUUUUGAAUUUUUUUUUUAAAAAAAUGAAAGUAUGAAUCUGAGGUUUUAAAUUUGGCGCCACUGGUUAAUGAUUAUAAGAAGAUAAAAAGCUGCUUUAAAAAAUGAUCUAUUAGCCAAAGAGAAAAUGUCUUAACGAACUCAAUUUAAAAUAAAAAAUAAAUGAUCCGAGGUUAACUUUGGAAAUUGCUUUAGCUACCAAAGAAAUAACGUUACUGCUCGCGAGUACCAAAAAAAUUUUUGGUUUUUUUAUAUUACUAUUAACUACAUUAUUAUAUACUAUAAUUAUUAAAUUACCUAUUGUACAGUCAUAUAUUAAUGUAACAUUAAUUUUUCAUAAGAAACCUUAUUUUUAAAUUACUCUGAAUAAAUUUUCUACUUAACUUUUUAUAUAAUAGAGUAAAUAAAACGGUUGUAAAAUUUUCCCAAUC